Molecule: messenger RNA, 5551 nt
Organism: Pygocentrus nattereri (red-bellied piranha)
Lineage: Eukaryota; Metazoa; Chordata; Actinopteri; Characiformes; Serrasalmidae
Product: receptor-interacting serine/threonine-protein kinase 2
Exons: 11
Coding region: 697-2427 (576 amino acids)
Biological process (GO): positive regulation of apoptotic process; innate immune response; positive regulation of canonical NF-kappaB signal transduction
Cellular component (GO): cytoplasm
Molecular function (GO): ATP binding; JUN kinase kinase kinase activity
Source: RefSeq, a predicted model, not a curated record
UGAUGUCUCCGCCUCUCUUACCCACACGCACCUGCGACACGAAAAAAGCAGAAUCUGAGAGAAACGGACGCCAAAAUCGCGACCGUGCGCGCGAGACGCCAUUCUGAACGACUGCGCCUGACGCCGCGCGCGCUGCGUUCGACUGGCACGAGGGUAACGGCCGCUAACGGCGCUGCUGCGGUGUCCGGGGACAGGGACGAGGACGAGGACGCUUCGGCUCUCGCUUUUAUUUUGGGUUGAGGGGCGUAGCUGUGUGUGUGUGUGUGUGAGUGAGUGUGUGAGAGUGAGAGACACGGAGUGAGUUGGUUUUAAGCGCUACGCAGAUUCACCGUAAACUGUCGAGUUUUUUUUCCGUGAAAAGUUCCGAAAAUCCGUCUGCUGAGCGUUAGCCGACACGUUAAUGUUUACCUCAGAAAAAAACAGCCGUUAAAUUCGACCCAGAACUGCCGCGGCUGAGUUUUGUUUUCGUCAAACUUCCGAAAAACGACCGUUUCUCUCGUGUCGGUUAACGUUAGCAGGAGCGCUGAGCGCUAACCGUAGGCGUACCGUUCCCCCCGCCACUCCUCCCUCAGACAUGCCGUUAGCCAGGCGCCGGGGCUCGGUCGCGUCGCUCGCGGUGGUGCCGCGCGGGGACAUUCGCUAGGCAGCGGCGGAGACACACACCUCCUCCACCUCUCGGUUCCGUUUUCGGUCGCCAUGGAGCCGGCGGGCUGCGUGAACAUCGGCAGCCUGACGAGCGCGCUGCCCGUGAUCCCCUACCGCAAGCUGACCGACCUGCACUACAUCAGCAAAGGCGGCUUCGGCACCGUGUUCCGGGCUCAGCACUGCGACUGGAGGACCACCGUGGCCAUCAAGUGCCUGAAGUUGGACUCGCCCGUCGGGGAGAGGGAAAGGAAUUGUUUACUGAAAGAGGCUGAGGUGCUUCACAAGGCCCGGUUCAACCAUAUAAUUCAAAUCUUCGGUGUGUGCAACGAGCCGGAGUUCUUCUGCAUAGUCACAGAGUACAUGACCAAUGGAUCUCUGGAUGAACUUCUGCAUGAGAAAAACAUGUACCCGGUGGUGGCCUGGCCCCUGAGGCUUCGCAUUCUGUAUGAAAUUGCACUAGGGGUCAACUUCCUCCAUAACAUGACCCCUCCACUGCUCCAUCAUGAUCUGAAAACGCAAAAUAUUCUCCUGGAUGGAGAGUACCAUGUGAAGAUUGCUGAUUUUGGUCUUUCUAAAUGGCGCCAGCUCUCAAUCAGCAAAGGGUCUGGCUCAAAGCCGGCUGAGAUGGGCGGCACAGUCAUCUACAUGCCACCUGAAGAGUACGAGCCCAAUAAAAGCCGACGAGCUGAUGUCAAACAGGACAUGUACAGUUAUGCCAUCAUCAUGUGGGAAGUGCUGUCGCGACGGAUACCGUUUGAAGAUGCCACCAACCCCAUGCAGAUCAUGUUUAGUGUUUUGCGGGGAUUGCGGCCCGAUACAGGACCGGACAGCCUGCCGACGGAGAUCCCCAGCAGGGAGACCCUCAUCAGCCUCAUGACUAAUGGCUGGACCGCCAAUCCAGAUGAACGACCCUCUUUCCUCAGCUGUCUCAUCGAACUGGAGCCCAUGUUACGGAGGUUUGAUGAGAUUGAUGUCCUAGAGGCAGUACUGGAGGUCAAAAGGUCAAAGUUUAUGCGGCCACUGAGCAGCAGCCAGUCAAUGCCAUCAAAUGGGAAACCAGUGGAAGAAAAGGUUUUGAAGUUGCAAAAUACUCCCUGGCCAGACAACAGCUCCACAUCUGGAUCAGGGUCCUGCUCCUCUCAGGAGACAGAUAUAUCCCAGCCAGGCUUUCUUACUAUCUCAAAUCCUUCUCAUGGUCCACACAGACCCUUGUCAUCAGUUUUGUCCUUGCCCUUGGAUGCUCCAAAGCCUCUGAUUGAUCAAAACAACCUGAACCCAGAGUACCAGAUGGCCCAGCCCAUCUCUGCCUUUAACAUCCCCGUUAAACCCCACCCUCCUCAAACUGAAAGCGACCUACCCCUCAAUAUCCACCCACUCACCCUGCAGACACACCCACAAGAUUUCCCGUCACCGUUGGACAGCCAGGGCCCAGCGGCACGCUGGAUUAGCUUACGGCGGGAGGAGGUGGUACGGCAGAUGACGGAGGCGUGUUUGAACCAGAGCUUGGAUGCAUUGCUGGCCCGCGAGCUGCUGAUGCGCGAGGACUACGAGCUGGUGUCCAACCAGCCCACACGCACUGCCAAAGUGCGCAAGCUGCUGGACACGUGUGAGCGCCACAGCGAGGAGUUUUGCCGCGUAGUGGUGCGCAAGCUUCAAGAGAACAAGCAGAUGGGCCUACAGCCCUUUCCAGACCUCACCUCCCCAACACCUCCCCCACCCUAUAGCGCCCCCAGUGCUCAUUUCCACUCCAGCUCCUACAACAACACCCGCAACAUGUUCUGAUCAUCCAAGCCCUUUCAGCCUUCCUCUGAACUGGACUCCUGUGAGGUUUGCAUAUUUGUUUUCCUUUUGGAAUAGACGUCUUCUGAAAGAUGGAUCACCUUUUUUGUUCCUUUUUUUUCCAGAUUGUUUUUGCUUUUUUUAUGAUUUGGAUACUUGCUAUUGCCUUUGGGGUAAAUUGUUGGAAUUGUUCAUCAGCCCUCUCAGCGCGUCUAGGCUCCUGAGGUGGAACUACAGCCCUGGUUAUUUCAUCAGAACUGGUUGCAUUUGCUGUUGUGGGGCGCGAGCUUGUUGGAACGUGAAGCUUUCUGUCCCACUGACUUUGCCAGCAUUGUUUUGCCAUGAAUCGUUGAAAUCCUCUAUUAUUCAGCAACUUUUGUCUUCCUCUUGAAACCCAUGAUAUUUCCCAUGACAUGCACUUAAGCAAAGCUCUUGCAAUGUACCUUUUUAUACGCUGUUUGAAUCAGUUGGCUUUAUUUAAAAUAAUAUUGUAAAGUCAACCAGAUAUCUGGAUUCUUAUCAAAUUUAGUUUGGUCUGAAGUGGCUUCUUGUAUUUGUCUGUAUGGAAAUGGCAGCUUAUGAAUAGCGGCAGUGUCAGAAAUGGAAACUUGCUUGUCGGGUACAGUUUUAGGUUUCGGCCGUUCUGUAGCUCGACUCUCCUCACUACACUACUAAUUACUCACAGUGAUAAUGUACCAGAAUAAGAUACAGGUUUCCUGAGCGGAACGUCACUUUGUUGAAAUGGUGCCAGAGGACGUUGGCACUAAUGAAAUUAGCCUUUACUAAUGCUGUUGCAAAUUAUUCAAGCAUUUGAGAGAGAAUGCUUAUUGAUGUGUAAUGCUUAUGUUGGCAUUAACAGAAGCAUGGCAGGUUACCAAGGCGCUGUAGCAGCGUACGCCAGAUUCCUCCAUCAAGAGCUGUGAUGUAAAACCUCAUACUUUCUCACCCGCAGCAGUUUGAGUAUAGGGACUACUGAGCAAGCAAGUGAAUAAGCGAUUUCAAGCACUCCUAUUGUUUUGCGAGGUGGUAUUUAACAGCCUUACGGACUUUUCCAGGAUAAAAUGGGACUCCUCACUCUCUUUGGAUGAAAUUUUCCUCUUUUUGGAAUACCAGACAUGCUUUGAGUUUAGUCUAACUGUUGGAAACGGUAAGUAGGUGGAGACAAGGAGACAACUUCAACCGAACAGCAAUGCUUUUCUACAGCAAGAUGUUAACACUGUAGCAAACGGUCAUCUUUCUCUCCUCGCUUCAAAAGGACAGACAAACUAAUGCAGCCAGCCAGGCACUUCUGUGUCUAUGGGCUGAACACUGGUGACUGAGUAUGCUGCUCUGUGGACUGUGGCUCGGUGCCUUACCCAGCAGAGCCCAUAUUGAGGUGAAACACAUCUCUGGAUGUUCUGUUUAUGAAAGAAUAUUUUAUCCUGACAGUAACAAGGGACUGUUGAGUCAGAUAGGUUGGUUCUUGCCAUUUUUAACCUUCCCAGCCAGUUCCGCUGGUACCUGUUGUGUCUUUGUGUUGCAACAUUGUAGAGUGUGUCAGAGUUUACACCAGAAGAGCCGGUAAAAACGGUUCUUCGCACAUCCUUUUUUCCUUCUCACCCUCCAAGCUGUUUCUGGCGUAUGGCCUAGUAGUGUCCUGAGCUGCACUGGAUUCGAUUAGCAGAAUGAACUCUUAAUGUCUGGAGGGUAAAGCCAACUAAUGGCUGCGUUCCAAAGCGUUCCGAAGCCUAGGCUGCAGCCGAGUCCUCUGUAGGACUCUCCCGUGAGCACUCCUCCUUAGUAGCCAUUGGUCACACCAGUGGAACAUACUAUUAUAUAGUAUGAUGAAAUACAUAUACACCAAUACUUCUGGCUAAAAUACAGUAUAGGGACGGAUGCUUUAAUAAUCAUUGAUUUUACAGUAAUGAGGUAACGAAGACAAAUUCAAAUACCUGAGCAACUUGCAUUUUAAAACAAGCUCUGCUCCAUCCGGCGUUGUUUUCUGCCAUUUUUGUGGUGCUGUUUGUUUUCUUCUUCGUGUCGCUCAGAGAACUGUGGGUAACUGGAGGUGGGAAGGAUCUGAUGCAUCCUUGAAAUCGCUCAGAACGUAGGCUGCAUUUCUAGGCUGUAUACGAAGGAUCCUUGACUUUGAAACGGCCUGUGAUGACAUAGCAGCCGAGAAAUGCAGCCUAGGCCUUGGAACGCAGGUAAUAUAAGGGGAGCUUUUCGCUCAUUCUCUCAGCUGGUCCGUGGAUUGUUUCGGCUUCAUCUUGUGCUUUUACAUCAGCGUUUAUUACUUUGAUAUCAGUGUGCAUGCCCUGGCUAUAAACUCUGCCUUCAUUUAGCUACCUAGGAGAGCACUAAGCUCAUCACCCACCGCUGUAGCACCGGAUGACUCCCAUAUAGCUGCGAGUUUGCUCAGUCUUCCCUAAGGCUGCAAACCACUCCCUCUUUUCAUGCUGCAAACGUCAGGCUUGCUUGCUAAGUCAGUUAAUAAUGAUGUUUGUGCUCUCCUCAGCUGUUUGGCCUGCAGGUCUAGGUGUAGAUUUUUAUUUUUAUUUUUAUUUUUCUCCUCUUUCUUUUUCCCCACUCCUCUAGAUCAGUAUCAUAAACGUUAUUUGCGUUGUGUCCCCCCUGAAUUGGCUUAUGAUUGUAAUCGCUUCUUUUUGCAAAGUACUGUGCCAAUUCUUAGGUGCUGUGUGGCUGAAUACACGACUGUCUUUUCUAAUUCUGGUUAUUAGAAAAUCAUUGCAAUAUCAUUUUCACUGAAUAAACAAACCCAGUGCCAAAUGUAUUGUGGCAGAAUUGUCCAUUGCCUUAAUGUACAGGCUAGGCCUAAAUGCAGAUGAUUACUUUUUCUCUAAUGGUGUCAUUCCUUUGUCCUGUUUUAUUUAUAUAAAAGCAUUUUAAGUGCCACAUCUUUGGGUGGCUCUUGCCUUUCCUCUGUAAGACUGAACGCUGUCAUUUCUCCAGAACCAUGUGCAUAUUACAAAUAAUGCAUAGCCUAUGUAGCAAUGUACAGGUGGCAGGGACGUGAAAUGUAAUUUUAUUUAAUUUUUUUGUGUAUGUGUAUUCUGUACAUGAAGAGGAACUUCCAGAAAAGGCUUAUAUUUGAAGCGGUGUUAUUAAAAUGUGUAAAAUUCCUUCA